GCGGAGUGGCUGCGGAGCGUUUUCUCCAGUGUGGCUAGAACGGUGUGCGCGGAGGCGAUGCUCGGCUGAGGGAUCGGCGGGCGCUGUUCUUCCUCCCUUCAUCACCUCCUCCUCCCUCGUCCCAGCUGGUCUCUUCCCAAGCGCAUCAUCGGGAUCAGGGUGCCGCUGCUCCGCUGGCGGCGGCUCGGCUCGGCGACGGGAUGGCAGAGCAACUGUGCUCCGAGCGCCAGAUCCCGCACAUCCAAAAGGAUAACCUCUUAAAGAGUCCCGGGAGCUCAUCGAAUGACCUGGGCGCCCGGCUGGGCUGCGCGCUGGCGUCGCAGCUGCACCUGAAGCCGCCCUCGCAGUUCCUGUCCACCUCGACCGCCGGCGGCCGCGGCCCGCUCUCGUCGGCGCUCUCGCAGAGGCUGUCGCGCGCCGUCGCCGGCGCGGCGAGUAGCAGCAGCGCCCUGUGGGACAAGUCCACCUCGCUGCCCAGCAUCGCCGUCCAGAGGGUCGGCCUGCUGCACCACGCGUCCUCCGGCGGCAGCGCGGCUGCUGCGGCCAGCACGAGCGCCGGCGUCGCCGCUUCGUCGCGCCUCUCGUCGGCAACACGCUGCUCCUUAACGGCGACGGCCGCCGCCGCCGGCGCGGCAAACGCGACGCCGGCGUCGCAGCCGGCGUCCUGCGGCGCGGCGCUGCCGCCCGUCUCGGCAGCGGUCUCCUCUUGCUCCUCAUCCUCGAUGCAUAGCGUUGCGUGUCGGAGCCAGAGCUGCAGUAACAACAAUAACAAUGGCACCAACGGCGUCAACGGCGGCGGCAGCUCGUCGGAGCUGCGCGCAAGCUUGGACUCCUCCAGCUGCAACGGGGCACUGUCCGUUGACGGGCACCGCAGGAGGCAGUCGCCCGACGGACCGAACGUCGACCCCCACGGACGGCGGCUACCCCUCUCGCCCGCCGAGGCCCUCCUGUACUACGGCAACCGCCUGAGCAGCUACGAGCGUACCGAGGUGUCCCAGUACCGCGACGUCUGGUACCUGGGCCUGGACGCCAGCAAGAUUGAGUACGACGAAGGGGCCGGCCAGAACGGCGGUUACGACGACGAGACCGGCUCCUACAUCAAGGUGAUGCAUGACCACAUCGCGUACCGGUACGAGAUUCUUGAGGUGAUCGGGAAGGGCUCCUUCGGCCAGGUCAUCAGGGCCUUCGACCACAAGACCAAGGAGCACGUCGCGCUCAAGAUAAUACGCAACAAGAAGCGGUUUCAUCAACAGGCCCUCAUUGAGGUGAAGAUAUUAGACCACUUGAAGAAAAAGGACAAGGACCAGUAUCACAACGUCAUACACAUGUAUGACUAUUUCUACUUUAGGAACCACUUAUGCAUCACGUUUGAGCUUAUGGGCAUGAACCUCUACGAGCUUGUCAAGAAUAACAGCUACCAGGGCUUCAGUCUGAAUCUCAUCAGGAGGUUUGCCUACUCGCUCGUGCAAUGCCUACGGCUCCUCCACCGGGAGAAGAUUAUACACUGUGAUCUCAAGCCUGAAAAUAUUCUCCUCAAGCAAAGGGGCAGCAGCGCCAUCAAGGUGAUAGACUUUGGCAGCUCCUGCUUUGUACACCAAAGGGUCUACACGUAUAUCCAGUCCCGGUUCUACCGCUCGCCAGAGGUGAUCCUGGGCCUUCCGUACGGUACCGCCAUUGACAUCUGGAGCCUGGGUUGUAUACUUGCUGAGCUGUACACGGGGCUUCCCUUGUUUCCGGGCGAACACGAGGCCGACCAGCUGGCCUGCAUAAUGGAGGUGCUUGGCCUGCCACCACCUUGCGUCCUCGAGCUGGCAACACGCAGGAGGCUCUUCUUCGACUCGAAGAACGUUCCUCGUCUAACUCAGAACAGCAAAGGAAAGAAGCGAAGACCAAACUCGAAAACGCUUGCUGCUGUUUUAGGCUGCAAUGACGAGGAGUUCAUCGACUUCCUUUCCCUUUGCCUCGUGUGGAACCCCGACACCCGAGUUACCCCUGAUGAGGCACUGAGGCACUCCUGGCUUGCCAUGCCAAAGGACUCUAGGCAAAUCUACAAGACAGUGCAGGCCAUCACUGUUAAGGAGACGGAAACAGGCAACUUAUCAAACUCCUAUAAGGUCUACAAGUGUGCCAGGCCGACAGAGCAGAAGAUUACGGAGCAGAGGAAAGCCACUACAUCUAGCAGUGACACGAGCGCCUCAUCCGAGGAGUCCCCGCUUCUGCCAAGUAGCUCUGGUAGCCACUGUGGUAGCAUCAGCAACGGUCACAAGUUCCACGGUGAUCCUCUCCAGGACUCCGGCACCUUCCUGCCACCCAUCCUGUGACGCCAGCUUGACGUCCAGGCCAGAUAGGCGAGCCACUUGCAAGCGGCCGGCUGCACACAGACUGAAGAGAUCACUCCACCACCUGCUGCAUUGUGAACAGCAAAUAUGCGCAAGAUGUGUUUGCGAUGGAAAGAGUACAUCUCAUUUGGCUGUUGGUCCACCGUAUUGUUUGCAGCCUACCUAUUCUUUUGUUUCGUUUAUGCGCGAUGUACGUGAAUGCGACCUCUCGGUAAACCUUGAUCGAACUCGCGUACCAUCUGUACCACGUAUAUACACACCGAGAAACAUGCACUUUUCUUUUGCUGCUAGCCAUGCUUGUGGCAUAACCACAACAGUAAAAAAAGAAAAAAGGGGGAAAAGUAUGUGGAAGUGGCGCAAUGCUCCCAUGACAAAUGCCCUCACCCGGUCAGAAUACCUUCCAUUCUCCUCGUGUAGAUUCCUUCCUUUUUUUUUUUCGUGGUAAAUGACAUGAAUUAAUAUCAAUUAUUCUGCUAGGCAUUUGCAUUCAUCGACUCUCAUAACCAAUACAGCCGUUCUUGCAUUGAAUUGCCCUCACUUGCUAUCGAGUGGCUCACCGAAAAGACACGGAAUCCAACUUUUGUCCCCCUUGCUAUAUAAUGCCCAUGUUGGUUCCAUGUUUGAAAAAAAAUUAUUGCCAUUCUCUACGCAGUUUAGUGAAGUGCAUAUUUGGCCAUUUUCUUCCCUUUUUAUUUAUUUUCAUCUGUUUUGCAAGUGCGACCAUGGCUUUAGAGGUAGUUAUGUAAGGCUGUCAAGCCUGCAAAAUAAUCUCUCUUUGCUAUCUGGCUUAAUUCUUGAGCUUGACUGCACAUUGUAACAAUGGCAGGGUUGUGCAUAGUGUAUAAUACGAGGCCUUGGAUACGAGGCAAUGAGCAUCAUUUCGGCAGCUCAACAGUGUAUUUGAUGCAAGAAGCUCUGUCGGACAUAUUGUCCCUACAACAGACUUUUGUCACUCAAUGUGUGUACAAUCGUGAGCUUUUCCUUUGCCUGACAUUUUGAGUCUGAUUGUGUGUAUUUACUUGUCACGAACAUGCAUAGGCACUACACAACCCCUAUCCUUUGGCAACAAUCACCAUAGACCCGAAACUCCUAUAGUGGUCAUACAGGUUUGUGGUAUAAAUGAAGAAAACAUGUUAAGUAUCGUGUUUUAUGCUGCCUGAGAUAGUUAGCAUCUGAAAACCCCCACUUUUCAGCUUCAGGGUUGUAACAAGGUAUCAGUAAUGUAAAUGUGGUCGCCGGGUAGACUCUUGUUCCAGAGCACAUGACCGUAUGGUUACCAUUUAUGGUUACCAAUCGUGCUGUUUUGUAGAGCCUUGGCUUUUGUCGCAGUGCCAGUCAUGUUCAAAAUGUCCCAUCACCAACGAACAGUCUGUCCGAUUUACUGCAAUUUAAAUUAGUUACAGGUUGUGGCUUCGUACGUGACAUUCGUGAUACUAAUCACUUCAAAGCAAUUAUUUCGCACUGACUCGUAUCAUUUCCAGCAUUAAGCCUGCAUUAACAAGAUCGCCUUUGUACUCAACAGCAUUUAGACACUGGUAGGUAGUUGGUUUUUGGGUUGGUUCAUGUAACGCUGGAAAUGUAAGACAUUAAGACAGCGCUUGUGCAGAGAAACAAUGUAUGAAGGGUACAGAAUGGUUGAGUUAGUUACAGCGGCCAUACAUAAGAAAGAAAUGGAGUGUGCAGAGAAAGAGAAAUGCACUAGGUGCACCCAGUUUGUGGCUCCUGUAGUUAACGAGAAUGUGACAAAUCUAAGCUUCAAGUACAGUGGCAAACAGUCACACUACACGCCAAGUUUUUUGAAACGUCGGUGCAACCACAUAUGCCGGACGCUGUGCAAGCACCGAUGGUCUGGCCACGAGGCUAGUUGCAUUACGUCUUGGAUCGUACAAUCAUAAGCUCAUUAUAGCGCCGGUCUUGCUGAGUCACUUUCAGUAUGUAAAGUCUGCGCAUCGCACUGUAAAACUGCGACCUGUAAAUAAAUACUGCACACUCAAAUUGAAAAGCAAAAGUGUGCGAAAAAAAGAUGUGUUUUGCUUUUCUCGUUCAAGAUGUGUAUCGCUGGAGCACGUAGUCCAGUACGCACAGACUGCGGCUGACGUGAAAUGAGAGGGGGAGCUGUGCUGUUGUGGCACUUCCCGGUUCACCUCGCGUUGUACAGCUGCACGUGGCGUCACACUACUGCAGAAGUCUUGUGUGAAAUACGUACAGCUUUGUAUUAUAGUUGCCGUGUUGAUCGCAGCGUCUUGUCAUGUGUUCUGUACCAGUGUAAUGGCAAUGUUCUUUUGCUGUUGUCGCUUUACUUGUCCCAUUUUGCAAAACUAGCUCCUGUGAACCUUCCAUAAAGAAAUGAUAUUCCAUACAGGUCUUGAGCCAGUCCUCCCUCUUGUGUCGUCAGGUUGCAGAAGCCCAUAGAAUACAGCAAUGCAUUGUCAACAUCAGGGACAUUUGCUUCGUGUAACCAGAACUGCGGAUGUGAUAGCACGUGCCGCAGCCAUUUACUACAAAAGAACAUUCACGCAUUUACAGUGUUGACGAGAUCAGUAGCUCCAACGAUAGUAUUCAAUCAUGGACUAUGCUAUACCUAAGUCCUCGCUUCAGUCAGUUUGACGACUCUUUUUAAAUAAUUGUCCACUGCUCCAUUGCAUUGUGGACGAGGGUUGCAGCCUUUGCAAAGGGUCCAGGCAGGACACAUGCAUCUAUACUUGUUAACAAGUGCAUCCAAGAGUGAUGAGUACAGAUGCUGGGUGGCAUACAAUGCGACCAUGAGAGAAAAUGCACAAUGAAUCUCUACUGUAUUUCUUGCACGCCCAGCUUUCGUUUCUUUUUCGCACCGAGUUGCAAGCAAGGUUGUGCUGUACAAUAAGACAAGGCUAUAUACCGUGUGUUCCAGUUUCUGACUGAAAUGACUCCGGUGUAACCGAACUCCUGGCAACGUAGGCUGGUAAGUGGCAUAACGAAAUGACGCUACCACAGACAUGUCACCACGAAAGGAGCGAGGCCAUUUGAAUGUGUGCCGGUGCUUCGCCUUCGCUUUAUCUCUCGGGUCAAAAUAGGUUGCGGAACUUGUAUAAAGGUGUCUAAGGUGAUUUUUAGAAACAUGAUGUUGGAGGCUUCUGAGGCACCUCAUGGUGAGGUGUCCUAGGCAAGGCUGAGAAAAAAAAAAAGCAUAUGCCAGUGUUCCAAAAUAAAAUUUGAACCACCGGAAUCUCAAAUUUUCAUCAAGUAAAACUGUAAACGUGAGAGACUUUAAUGCAUUUACCAUACACGAGUGGUGGCAGACAUAAAAUACUAUAGCCCCCUUUGCAGAAAAUGAAAGGACCAGACAGUGUAUGUGUCACAUCUGUGAGACUUUAGAAUAGUUAGUAGUAACUGUACCUUUGCCGUCAUGCCUUUUGCCAGUGGCCUGAAACCACUAUUAAUAGCGUACAAAUAGCGUACAAAUCUGCGCGGACGUUGGGGGCGAUUGCCACUGGUGACUUUAAAGCUUUUAAAGCACCGUGCACGUCAUGCUUGUCGCUUUCCUGCACUUUAUUCUCAUACAGAGGAGUAACCAUACAAAAAAAAAAGUGAAUGUAUAAUUGCCAGCAUCAAAUAAACAAUAUAAACAAGAAAAAUGUGCCCAACAUGUAGGAUAUGCGUACACAUUACGUUUCUCGCAGUUAUGCGCUAGUAAACGUUGGAUGCUUUACACAGAGAUAAAAUGCCCUCCUGCAGCUUUGUGAAUACCAAUGCUUGUUUGUUUGCUUAAUUUUCAUGCAUUGUCACCUUUUACUGCGUCGGGCAUAUCAUGUACUACUAAACGGUUCCCUUUGAAAGCUAACUUGCCAUUUCCUGAUAUGCUGAAGUCACGAAAACUAGGAACAUUUGUUGUUAGAAUAUGCAAGCAUGUAAACUUUGCCUUGUGCAGAUUUGAAUUUUUUAGGUUUGCAUACAUUGUGCCACAUACAUUGGCUCUUCUCUUAGAAAAGGUAUCGGUAACACUACACAACACUCAGGCUUUUUUUGUGCAUCUAUUACUGUCAAACUGUGCAGAAAAAUAAGUUAUUUUAUGUUAGGUUUAGUAGCACGAGAGCAGCUAAGGCUAUGCUGCACCCAAAAUAAGGAGAAUAAGAAACAAAAUGGGGGAAAGUUUGGUUUCGAUAGGGUAACGAGAGUGAAAAUCUUGCAGUACUUUGUUGUUCGGUUUUAACUUCACAUUCUUUUCUGUUUUAUUGAUAACUGCUAACUGAUAACUUUCUUGUUUUAUUGAUAAUUUUUUUACGCAUGGAAGAAUGAGAGACAGCAAGAUGAAUUCUUGUUCUCAUGAAAUGUCUGAAUUCCAUCAACCUUCAAACUUCAGUCUCUUUCGCUGUGUUGCAGGUAUGAAAGAUGAGGUUGUUUUUUCACUGUUGUUUGCUCUGCGAUUCGGUUGACUUAAUUAAGAAAAAUACUGAAAGGUUUUCAUAAUUAGAGCCUCUCUAAAAGACAUAAGUCAACUUACCAUUCACACUUAAAUCGUUAAGAUGAGUUUCUGCACUCUGAUGUCAAUCUAACAUUUUUCCAAUAUGUUUGAGUGUUUCGUCUGCCUCCCCAUGUCCCAUUGUGUCGCGGUUACUCAUUUUUGUUGUUGCUGCUGCUGUUGUUGUUAGAAGCAAAGAAAUGCUAUGCUUGUGACGCUGUUUUCUUGUGCAGUGAUUAACUGUAACAACAUUUAUGACGAAUCUUUGCUUGUGCAGUCUUAAGUCGCCUUUUCUCAUAAAUCAUUCCCUACAGAAGUGGUAGAGAGGCUUGAUGGGGUUGUUGGACAGCCUCUGCUUGGCUACUGUCACAGAGUUCAGGAAACCGUGGGAUCUAUUGCGAUAGAGGACGCCAAGCGGUUGUGGGCAACGGUUUCCUUAAAUGUUGGAGAAUGAGCGGCUUGAAGAUCCAGUUCCCUUCUUGUUUCCCAAUGUCUAGCAAAUCUAGUCGUGCUUCGUGAUGCACACGCAAUCGUGCUCCCUGCACGGUCAGUUACGUCCCCCGCGAGUGUCUAGUUUUUCCUCCUUCUGUAUAGAUUGUUCGGUCUGCGUAACCUUGUUUGUACGAGUGCCAGUGUACUCCGUUAUGUCUUUUCUCUUUCACAUACUGUCGGUCCAACUUUCGUGUUCACUGUCUUGCCCCCAUCCCCCAACUUGUCCAGCUGCGUGUAGUGGCCAGUCAAGAUUCUUGUGUACCUCGCUCGGAAGGCUUUUGGAUAUGAGAAAUUUUCCACGUUAAAAGCGCUUGUUCAAUAACUAAUCUCUUCACACACACAGAAACGGCAUGUGAAUGUGGGAGCAUCUCGCACACUCGCUUGCAGCAGCUCCUUCAUAAAAGGAAAUACGACACCGAAUCGACAUGCAGCCAACUCGAAAUUCCCGCCAGGAAUUUCAUCAUGUAACAAUGAUAAUCUGCGUCAACUAUAAGGGGCCCAAUGCUUUUGUUAUUGGCGUCGCAACGCUUACUGCCCAUUUGACACGUGCGAAGGGAUGGCACAGAUUCAUUUUUCGAAUACAGGUGCCCCCUCUGUAAAUGUGUUUAUUUUCAGAGCUGUCCAGUAUGGAGAGCUCUGAAUGUGGCCUAUUGUGGCUAAACACUGGCAAUGGAAGCUGUUGCUUAGGAAAUAUGUACACUAUUUGCAUUUAUAAAUCACACUGCCUGCUGCCUAACCUCUCAAAGACAGCAGACGAGCUUAAUUUGUCUCGCGCGUCUUCACAAAAAAAAAAAAAAAAGGAAGACUAAUGAUGAGCCCCGCUUGUCCAGUGCUUACUUGCUUUUCAGGUAGGGCUGAAGUCAAUUUGAGCUCUGGUGUUGCUCAACGCAUCAUUCAAGUGGUGCAUGUGUAUUUUAUGUUUGUCAGUGAAGAAAAUGCAUUCAUAUAGGACAUACAACAGCAUUAGCCUGCGUUGUCUAUAUGGUACAUUCUGUUGAGCGCUUUUCUAUUAAUACAAAUUGUUUAAUUAUAGAAUUGCAUUAGGUAAUGUGAACACACUAACCAAUAUCAAGUAUUACAUAUGGCAACCAGCAACUGUUUAGGCUCGCAGUGUUCAGCAGCUCUUUAUUAAUAAUCUGUCAAAUAACCGACACUGGAACAAUACGUGACGAGCCAAUGCCGUCUUCAAAGCCGCCCUCCGCAGAGAGCUCUGGUCAUAUCACUCGCUUUUCUUCGCAUGUUCCUUCCCUUACAUUGUGACUUGGUGUGUAUACUAUUUAUGGUGUCUACUUCCAUACAUUUACUUAAAUCGUGCAAGAGCGCACAUGGUUUCUGGUGAACGCUAAAUCUGUUGAGUGAUGUCAUGGGUGCCUUUGACAAGAGAGAGAGUGGAAGUGAUAACAAAUGAAAUAUAAACACAAGAAUCCAUGAAGCGCAGUUGACAUGUGAUUGGACUGCAAAUGAAAUCAAUGUGCAAAUAAAACAUUGGUUUUGCUCUCUGGUCUGAAAUAA
This is a messenger RNA of Rhipicephalus sanguineus (brown dog tick), 8781 nucleotides long. RefSeq names its product dual specificity tyrosine-phosphorylation-regulated kinase 4. Lineage: Eukaryota; Metazoa; Arthropoda; Arachnida; Ixodida; Ixodidae. Gene Ontology annotation, cellular component: nucleus. The record is from RefSeq and is a predicted model, not a curated record. Gene Ontology annotation, biological process: peptidyl-threonine phosphorylation; peptidyl-serine phosphorylation. The coding region runs from base 201 to 2321 and encodes 706 amino acids. Gene Ontology annotation, molecular function: protein serine/threonine/tyrosine kinase activity; protein serine/threonine kinase activity; ATP binding. The transcript has 13 exons.